Paramecium tetraurelia is the source of this 5733-nucleotide messenger RNA. RefSeq lists its product as uncharacterized. The record is from RefSeq and is a predicted model, not a curated record. The transcript has a single exon. Lineage: Eukaryota; Ciliophora; Oligohymenophorea; Peniculida; Parameciidae.
AUGGUUCCCAGGAUAGAGUAUGUUCAACCAGAACAAUUGUAAAGAGUUUUAAUUGCAAGAAUGUUUUUAGAUCUUAAUGAAAUUACAAAUACUCUUAUGAAUGGAAAAAGCAUUGAUAAAAUGAAAAAGUAUAAGCUAUUUUAUUAAAAAUAUCAAAUUUCGAAUUCAGUUAUGGAAUUGUGGUUAAAAUGGGCUAUCUUAAAAAAUAAAUAGCUUAAGUAAAAAUCGAUGAAGAAUCAGUUAUAUUAUUUUGAAUAAAUAAUCUUCCCUGAGCUUUAACAUUUUAAAAAUACUUUAAUAAGACUGAAAUUUUUAAUAUUUUAGGCUUACUAAACAUAUUUAAUGGGAGAAGAAUAAUAAUCUAUCCAUUUAUUAAUGAAUGUUAAACACGAAUAUUAUACCAUGUAUAAUCUUAAAUCAUUUGUAACUGAGAUGCAUUUGUUAAAAAGUUAAGAAAAUAUUGUAUUUUUGUCUCCAAAAUUGAUAGAUUCUGUUAAAGCAUGUGCAAAUAUGCCUAAAGAAGAUUUCUUUUAAUUUCUUUAUUUUGAGAUCAAAUUAUUAUACCCAAUCAGUAGAGGAAUAGCUCCGAGUUUAGCUGAGAACUUAUUCAAUGAGAUUUAGAUAUUACUUUAAAUUUCUUAACAAUUCUAUAAAAAACCUUAAUAAUCAAUUGAUUAGCAAUUAGCUAAAAAAUACGAUUAAGUUUUAGAGAUGCUGGAUAAAUAUUAUGAUAAAUUAGGGAAGGCAUUAUUCAAAAGAAAAACCUUUAGAUUUGAUUAAAAGCCUAGUCAUAAGAUAACAAGAUCAUUGAUUAGUUUUUUAUCUUCGGAAGAAAAUCUGAAACAAUCAUCAACAUUCAAAAGGGACACCCAUUAUGAAUCAAUAUCCAGUUUAUACAACGCUUAAUAAAUAUAACAAAUUUAAUUAGAUUUAACUAAGUAAUCGGAGAGGGCAGCUAAAUCAACUUUUCACAGCAGAUAAGCUUCGUUAAGUAGACCACCUAGUUAGUUUUAGCCUGAAUCCAUAUUUAGUAACGAGAUGUGGUAGGAAGUUGAUAAUUAUAAGAUCAAAUCCUUCUAAAAGCGAAAGCCACUACAUUAAAAACCUUCAGUCGGAAGGAUUUAUAAGAAUAUUAUUACAUCUGUUCCACUUACAAAGAGGCACAGCAGAUAAGAGGAGUUUUCACCUCUUAAGAAAUAAGAAAUUAUCCAGGAAGUAUUGGAUAGCAAAUUAACAUCCAAAGAACCAACAAAAUUUAUGUCCUAAGCUUUGAUUACUCCUAAACCAAAAAUUAGCAUUAUGAGCUUAGUUGUUCUAUUUAAUUUAAGAUAUUUUCAUUUGGAAUCACCAGGAGGUAAAAAAUUACCUAAAUUAAUUACAAAACACUUUCUAAAAAUAUUAACUUAUGUUGAUGAUCCACCUUAUUUAAUUGUGAGUGAUAGAUAAUUAUAAAUGAAAGAUCUAAUUAAGAAAACAAAAAGAAGAUCUAAAUUUACAAGACAAAACUCAUUUGCUAUUAAACCAAGAUUAGGGUUAAAAUCCUAGUUUAUUUAACUUAAAGCAAAUUUUAGUGACAAAGUUAGAAUUAAUAUCAAUAAAAUUAAAUCUUUGAUACGAAUGGGAGUAUUUAGAAAAAAGAGAUAAUAAGAGAAAUAGUAAACUAUUCUUGGACCAGUAUAAUCAAAACCUUAAUCUAUUACAAAUUUCUUAGAUUUCAAUAGAUUUAAAACAGCACCUGAUGUGGUUGGCAACCCUUUUGAAAAGUAAGCCAAUGCACAAAGUUAACCAACUCCUAGAGAAGAUUUUGACGAAAAAAAAGAAUCGAUGAAAGAUGUAAUUAAAGGAAAAGGAUUUGGUUUUUUUAAAGCUAUUUGCUUGGCUAAAAGAUUGAGUCUUAUAAAUUAUAAUACAGAUGAUAUCACUUAUCUCUAAGAGAAAUAUGGAACAUUAUAAUAAGUUAAAUAAUAGCAUUUGUAUUAUCCAACUUUAAAAUAUAAAAUUCUUUUUUAGAAUAAAAUAUAAAUUUGGAAAAUAAAAUACAAGGAUUUAACAGCAGAUAAAAAUUUUAUUGUUUUGUAUGCAUCAUAAGAAGGAAAUUCGUAUAAUUUUUACCGUUUUGACCUUCCUGUUGUUUCAAAAGGAAGAGAAAAAAAUGGAGUCACUAUCUGGCCUACAGUUGCUGAGGCAUUAAGAGAGUUAGACAAAUUUAAAUAAUAUUCUUAAAUAUUUAAUUUUGACCUUUCAAACAAUAUAAAAAAGGAUAAACAUUCAUUUAUUUCAGGUCUAACUCAAAGAGCAAAAGUUAAAAUUACUACUGAGGAUAUAAAUAGUUGUGCUUAUGUUCAAAGUUACCUUUGUUAAUUUCAUUAAUCUUAGAUAAGCAAGAUAAAGAAGAUUUGUGGUUAUGCUUAUGAAAUUUUACCAAAUAUCAAUUACACAACAGUCAAAUACAUUAACAUGAAUUUGAUUAACAAGAUUAUCUCAUAUGAGUAUCAUAUUAAAAGAAUUGAAAAAAUUCAUUUUCAUAAUAAAUAAUUAAAUAUUAUUGAUGAUAUCACAGAUAAGGAAUUACAGGAGUACUUAGUAAAUAAAUAGAGAAUAAAAAAUAGCAUUCUAUUGUUUAGGUUUAUUUGUACAUCUAGAUAAUUUAUGAUAGAUGGAGGACCAUCAGUUAAUCUUAAAGGUUUUUCUUAAAAGAUUUUUUCAACAGUAAUUAGAUUGUCAAAAGACAUGUAUAAAUCCGAUUUUAAGAAAUGUUUUUAGAAAUUUGUAUUGCUAACAUUAGAAAUAGAAAUAUCGAGGGAUUUAAAAUAUCAUUUAAAUGAUAUACUUAGUCCAGAGGGAAAAAAAAACAACUCACUCAAUAUUCCUCAAAUAUUUGGAUAGCAAAUAAAUAAAUAAUAUUUUGAGCUAAAAGUUUCUUCUACUUUGUUUAAUAAAGAAAAAGCUGUUGAUAAUGUUAAAAGCAACUUACUCAUUGAACCUUAUUCACUUUAAGUUUCAGUAUAUCAUUAAUUAUUAGAAUAUCUUGAGAAAGAUCCAAAAUAAUUAUAGAAUAUUAGAUUUGAAUCAUUAAUCUAUAAUUUAGUCUUUUAAUCAGAUUAUUCAAAUACUUAAAAAGAAUUAUUGAGUCUAUUUUUGUUUACUUACUUUGACAUUGACUUAAUUUAAAAUAAAAUUAUUUUGAAAAAUGAUAAUCAGUUGAAAACUAAAAAAAUGUCUUUAAAAUUAAUGUAAAAAGAAGAAAAAAGCAUUUAAUUAUAUGCUAUUUCCCCAAUUGAAUAAUAGUUUGUUAAGCACACCAAAAUUAUUAAUGAGAAAGAAUAAAACUUAGAAUAAUUAUUUAAAAUUAGUAUUGUAACCUAAAUUUAAUAGUAUGAUGAUAUAUAUCAAGGAAAAUAAAUAAUAGAAGAACCAGAUUUCAUGGCUAAUAAUUAGGAAAUAUUAUAAGCUAUUAAUAUUAUAAAGUAAAUUCCUCUUUAUAGAAUUUAUGAAAAAGGAAGCCUUAAUUAGUUUUCUAAAAUGAAACAACUAUUAAAUUAUAAAGUAACUGAAUUUUUAACCAAAGACAGCAAAACUCCAAUAUACAUAUAAUAAUCUCAUUACGUGAAUUGUCAAUUACCAUCUGCAAUAAAAUUAAAAACCUUAAUAUUGAGUAAACAUAAAGAUCUUACAAAUCAUUUUAAUUCUAAUCAUUACAGAUUCUUUAUAAACAGAAAUUAAUAAUUUAUUGUACACACAUCUAUUUAUUACAGUUUUAAUAAAAAAUUAGAUAAUUUUAAUUUUGAUUAAAAAGGAAAUGAAAGAAUAUAUUAUUUUGAUGGUGAAAUGCUUUAUGUAAAUUUAUAAUUAGAAUUAUUAUCAUCUAAAACUUCUUCAUUUAAGAUGAUAUUUUCCCAUUAGGAUUUGAUUGAGUUAUUCAAAAUUAACAUUGAAUAAUAUUAAUCAAUUUAUUACUUCGAUGAUAAAUUUAUUUAGAGAAUGACUAUGACUAUUUUGAAUAAUACUUAUACAGAAAGAAAAUUUAGAUAUUAAUUACCAACAUUUCUUCAUAGAUACUUUUUAUCAAAAAAAACUAGACAAACUUUUAUUGAAUAUCAAAGAAGCAUCUCUAUAAGUGGUGAUUCCCCUAAGUCUCCAAAAGGAAAUAUUAUUUAAAUUAAUAAUUUGAACUUAUUAGAAAGACAUAAUAAUUGUUAGUUUGUGAAAUUAUUUUAUGAUUCCAAGGAAUAGGUUUCUAAGAACUAUUGUGAAACAUAUUUAAAAGAUGCGAGAGUUAUUGGACAUUUUAUUAAAAAGUUUCAUGUUGGUGUGAAAAAUUCUUAACUAUGUAAUUUCAAGAGUGGACCAGCAGAAUAUGCUGUUGUUACAGUUUAUAGUCAUUUAAUUAUAGAUGUUUGGAUUAUUCAAAUAUAUGUUCCGAAAACAAGUAGAUAUCUACUUGGAACAAUUAAUUUUUUAGAUUUAGCCAGUUUGGAAACUUAAGAAAUGUUUUCAAUUUUAUUUGAGUAAACAAAAAUGUAAAGGAAAUCUGUUUACCUUAGAAAGUUUACAACCAAUAAGCUAAUUAUGAAUAAAUAAUAAACUUUUAUAAAUCUACAUAAGUUUUUUGAGUUUACUAGAGAGCUUAAUAAUAGUUUAAAUCGAAGAUUGAUAAUUCAGCAAUUAUUAUAAAAUAAAAGUAAGAUUAUUAACAAAGGGGAUAAAAUGAGAGUUGAGCUAAAUAUAUGGACUUAACUUAUAAAAUUAUUGAAAUUAAGUUUAAAAGAUCCAUUCAAUAUAAGAAUUGAAAGUGAAGCAUAAAAUAAAAAUUAUUUAGAGAAAACCUUGAUAGAAUAACUGGAAUAAGAUACUAAUGCUACAGUGAAUUCUUUUAAAUAGAUAGGAAAAAAUUAUAUACAAAAAAAAAAGAAUGAAUCAAUGGAAAACCAAGAACUUCUAAAUCAUUUUAAGAGUUUGUCAAGUAAUUAUUAGUCAUUGCUUAAGGAUAAAUAGGUCAUAACGAUAAAAUCAUAAUUUUAAGAUAGUUCUUAAAUUUGUCUUGAUUUUGGGUUUAAAGCUAAUCUCAAAGAAUUUAUCCAUAAAAUGCAACUUAAGAUUGAUAAGAUUGGACUUUACACCAUUUAAUUCUUUUUAGAUUAUAUGAGUUUAGAUAUAGGUAGAGAUAAUCCCUUUGUUGCUUUUGAAUCUAUUAAUUAUGCUAAUUCAUCGAUGUUUAAUCUUUCAAUAAGAGUUUUAGGCUUUUAAAGUGAAUCACCAAUAUUUUAUUGUCAAAAACAAAUAAAUUUAAGGGAAAUCCUAAACUUGUUUAUAGCAGAUGGUUAUUUUAAAUAUUAGACUAAUUACAUGAAUGCAAAAUUAUCCUUAAGUGACUUGAAAUAAAUAUGUGAAUAUAUCGGGUUUAAGAUAAAAUCAUAAAACUUUUUGGGUCUUGCUAAUCAAUAAAAAUAUAUAAACAACAAUCCCAUAUUUUUAGAAGAAACAAAAUAAGAAUAAGAAAAUACAGAUGGAAUGACAUUUAUGGCUUAUAAAAAAAACACAUUAAUUAUUUUACAACUUUUUUAGGAGCAUUAAAAAGUUCAUAUUAACUAUUAAUAAAUUAAAGGGAAGAUAUAGUUAAGACAAACUAAGAUGUAUUUUACAGAGAUAGAAGAGCAAUGUCCUCAUUUUAGUUCUUUUGUAAAUAAUGGAUUAUAGAAACAAGCUUUAUAAAGAUUUAUGUCUACUUUAUGA